ACAAGAAGUGAAGUUAAAGAGAAGUGUCGUAUUUAAAAGCUAAAUUCCAUGCAAGUGGAGAAAGAAACUUAGUGUAGUACUGGUAUAUAUGUCUGUCAGUGUCAGGAAUGUGAAAUUUCCAGUUGGUAAUCUUAUUAUUAUUAAGUUAAUCAAUCCUGCAAAAGGAUCAAUACAUUGUCUGUCAAAAAAUUCAGCUAACACUAAUCUGUCUUUUUUUUGUGUUUUUCAUAAUUGGACAGAGUUGUACUUACUGCAAUUACUUCUUGAUGAUGGAGUCACCUCAGUGCAGUCAGAUCAAAAUAGAAGGUAAAGAGGUCAGUGACUCAUCUCUGCUGCAAGAAAUGGUGGUUGUCAACAUUAAGAAGGAGCGUGAAGAUGUAGGAGACAACAUUGCCAUUAAGAAGGAACCCGAGAGUCACGAUGAAGAGGCUGGUUCUUACAAGCCUCCCAGCCCCAGCUGUAGUGAUGUCAAGACUGAAUAUGACAUCACAGUUCCUGAUGUCAAGAUAGAAUGUAAACUUGAGACUCCUGAUGACAGUCACCAACCUGCCUCGCCCAUCUAUGCAUUGCCUGGCAUUCUGACUGCCAGUGAGGGCCUCUCUACAUUUGAAGAAGCGGCAACCAGUUCCAAGCAGCACACGGCGAUGCCUGCACCAUCCGAGGGUGGGAUUUUGAGCUCCAAAGUUGAGACUCAACUGCAGACGUGUCAUGCAGAUGCGCCCUCGUCCUCAAAUCAAUUUUCAUGCCAAGAAUGUGAAUACCGCAGCAGUUCAAAACGCAAUCUUCAGGCACAUAUUCGUGCAAAACAUUCAGAAGUAACUGAAUAUUGCUGCGGUGAAUGUGAAUAUCACAGCAGUUCAAAGCGUAAUCUUCAGGCACAUAUUCGUGCAAGACAUUCAGAAGAAACGGAACAUUGCUGCACUGAAUGUGAAUAUGUUUGUUCUUCAAAACGAAAUCUUAAUUAUCAUAUCCUUACCAAGCAUUCUGUGCAGAAACAUUUUUGUUGCAUGGAAUGCGAUUUUUCUUGUGCUUCAAAAAGCGGCCUUAGGAGCCAUGUUCUCUCCAGGCACUCAUCAGAGAAGCCUUAUCACUGUUCAGAAUGUGAAUAUUCUUGCGUGACUAAAAAACUUUUAAGAGAGCAUGUUUUUUCCCGACAUUCAACUGAGAAGCCUUAUAAUUGCGCAGAGUGUGACUAUUCAUGUGUAUCUAAGACAUAUAUGAGGAAUCAUGUUCGUGCGCAUCAUACAUAUGAGAGGCCAUUUCGCUGCUCAAUGUGUGAACACACCUGUGUAACUAGCAGCCUUCUAGGAAGACAUAUUCUACAAAAGCAUUCAGAGGAAAAACCUCACAAGUGCUCACAGUGCAGUUAUUCAUGUGCUAUUAAAUCUAAUCUCAGGAGGCAUGUUCAGUAUAGGCACUCAGAGGAGAAACCUUCUCGCUGUAUGCUGUGUAGUUAUUCCUGUGUGAGCAGCAGUGAUCUAAAGAGGCAUAUACUGAUCAUGCAUCCCCUAGAGAAGUAGUUCUGGGCCAAUAUCAAUGUACCGAUGAAACUCAUCUAUAUCAGUAUUUAUCUUCUUUCUAACCAUAUACAGGGAAAUAAGUUUCCUCACUGCACCCAUCAAUGUGUUAAAGAAAUUGUGAAUUAUAUCAACUUUUUUCUCGGCUGCAGACCACUGUUUGCGAGAACCUUACACAUAACUCUGCAGCCAAAUUUUGUCGAUUUAUUUUGCUUGUUCAAUCGAUACUUUUAUUCUAAUUUAAUGUAUUAUUUAGGAAUGGUAUUAAUGUUCUUACAAUAAUUUUUAUCUACUUGAACUCCAGACGCCAUCUUGGUUGUGAAACACUUCCUCUUAGAAGUGUCAGAACUUGAUUUAUAAAUGAUGAAUAGGGCACAAAGUUGCCUUAAUUUUUAUAGUAUGUUAAAUUUUAUACGAUUAAUGAAGUGUAACUGCUAAUUUUAUGUAUAUUAAUAUAUAUGAUCUCCUAAGAUGAUAGGUUAAUUGUAAGAUAAUGAUAAUUUUAGCCUUGAUACUAUGUGAAAUAAAUUGAACUCAAUUGCAUUGUAGAACAAAACUUGUACGAGGCUCAAUCAAUAAAAAAUUGGAUGCAUAUAGUAAAAUUGACCAGCUUGUUUCUGGUUGCCUGCAGGUCAUACCUACAUUAAUGAAUCAUUAAAUUGUUUCAUUCA
Molecule: messenger RNA, 2188 nt
Organism: Hyalella azteca
Lineage: Eukaryota; Metazoa; Arthropoda; Malacostraca; Amphipoda; Hyalellidae
Product: zinc finger Y-chromosomal protein 2-like
Exons: 4
Coding region: 267-1520 (417 amino acids)
Biological process (GO): regulation of transcription by RNA polymerase II
Cellular component (GO): nucleus
Molecular function (GO): RNA polymerase II transcription regulatory region sequence-specific DNA binding; DNA-binding transcription factor activity, RNA polymerase II-specific
Source: RefSeq, a predicted model, not a curated record